Molecule: messenger RNA, 1773 nt
Organism: Puccinia graminis f. sp. tritici CRL 75-36-700-3
Lineage: Eukaryota; Fungi; Basidiomycota; Pucciniomycetes; Pucciniales; Pucciniaceae
Exons: 6
Coding region: 185-1486 (433 amino acids)
Source: RefSeq, a predicted model, not a curated record
CCAAUACCUCGAAUAGUUAGUUAAUCUGAUACAUCCACAACAUCUUAUCACUACUCCCCUAUUGUGACUUCCUUUUUGAGAGAGCGAAGCAGGCUUCAAGUGACCUUCAAUAAUAAGUUAACAUUUCAUUCAACUCAUAGGAAGUUGAACUUAUAUCAUCCCUUUCACCGACAUAUUUUGCAAUAUGCAUAUUGAAAUCACCGGAAAACUGCUUGUUGUCGUAACACUCUGUGUGUCCUCCUUACGAGGGACAUCUGCCGCUUCGACUCAUCGCAGAUACCGUCGACAAGUUCCUCAAGAAUGGGCACAUGCCAAGGAAGUGCGUCUGGUUGACGACAUGCUGAAGCUUGGGCCAAAUCCUUUGGAAUUCAAACAUCCAAUCUACAGUUUACUUGGUCUUAAAGCUGCAGCAGAAGGGAUGGGGAAGCUUGAGCAAAGCAGCCAUGACUGUUUCCAGAAGCUCGUGGCUGAUCAAGCUUUCUCGAAUGCAAAGAAGGCAGGCAAGAAGGAGGGCCAGGAAGCUGCUAUAAUUUUUGCAUCCGUAGAAAAAAAUACCAAGACAGUCGGCGUGGCUAGUCCCCCCUGUAAAACUAAGAAGAUGGAAAACCCUGAGAUCGAGAGAUUGAUACAGCAUCAGGAUGCUGCAUCGCCAGGGGCUGCUGAAAAUAAUAAAAAGUCAGCCUUGUUAGCUGCGCUUUCGUUGAAAGAAAUCGGCAGUGAUCCUAGUAUAGCCCUUCGUACAGGAACAUUUAAAGCUGGCGAUCCAAAAAGUCCCAACAAUGGUCGCGGUGGAAGUUGUGAUGAGGAAAAUGACGCCGAGGGCUGUAUCUAUAGCAAAAAGCUUCUGGUUGAGGAUGUGACUAAAGCAGAAAUUGACGAGUUUCUCAAAAACAAUGGUGGCUCAGGGGGGACUAAAGAGAGCGGAUCAACUGAAAAGGAUAAGAAGCCUGAAAGUCCAGCAGGCAAGCCAAGUACGCUUACCGACGUAGUAAAGAAAGAGGGCGGCGGAGCAACUAAGGUGUUGAAAGAUGCCAAGGGAAGCAAGGCUGGAGACGCAACCAAGAAAGAGGAUACGAAAAGUGUAGUCUUGAAAGAUGAAAAACCAAACAAAACUGGUGCAGGAGGCCAAGGAACGGCUGCAGUUGAAAAAUCAGCAGCAUUGGAGAAGACCGAGAACUCGGGUACAACAGCUGAGCUAACACUUGUCGAUGAAUCUGGGAAGGCGGAUAACUCGACUACCAAGCCUGAAACCACGCCUACCAAGCCAGACACCACGACUGUCAGUCUGGCUAGCACUGAAAAGUCAACCGAAGAAAAGGAGAAGGAAGAGAAGGAGAAGAAGGAGAAGGAAGAAAAGGAAAAGAAGGAGAAGGAAGAAAAGGAGAAGAAGGAGAAAGAUGACAAGCCAAAGGAGGCUGACAAAACAAAGGAUGAUAAAACACAACAGACUGGUCAAGAAAAGAGUAAGACUAAAACUAAUAAUUAGACAGCUAACUGAGGCAUUAGCUUGUAGGCAAGACAAGAGAACUAUCAUGAUAUUCUUGUUAGUUUCACUUCAACAAACUUUCAAAUAACUUUGUAUGUAAUUUAAAUCCCUCAUAUCUAAUCUUCUCAUUCCACCAAUGAAAAUUUUCACUGUCAUCUUCCCAGAAUGAAUUAAUGAUAAACUUGUUUAAAAUAAGUCAAAUGAUUACAAUUCUUCAUUUGUUAAAACAACUAUUAUAAAGAUAAAGGGAAUGAUUGAACUCUUAUACAUUGUGAAACAAGUCGUGC